Molecule: messenger RNA, 1077 nt
Organism: Penicillium pulvis
Lineage: Eukaryota; Fungi; Ascomycota; Eurotiomycetes; Eurotiales; Aspergillaceae
Exons: 2
Coding region: 83-991 (302 amino acids)
Source: RefSeq, a predicted model, not a curated record
CUGCUACUAACUCACCUCAGCUUGAUUACUCUUUCGAUCUCGACCAUUUGAAUCCAUUGUACUGACAUUGCAUCUUGACACAAUGUCGACUCCAACCCUCAUCAACCUACCACCUCCUCCUUCGGAUCCCGUCACUCCAGACAUGGGACCAGGCACUCCCAAUUCCGGCACGACUUCCCUGUCUGCGCUGUCAACCACCGCCAUCAAAGACGGUCACCAGGGCCAACCCUUCCCUCACGGCCGGCACGCUCACCAUUCUUCCACCGCUUCUAUCUCCUCUACGAACACCCUGGAUGCGGAGCGCGCAGAUCGCAUCUCUCGCCUGGCCGGUUUGGAACGAGUCGCAACCGCACGAGCUGGCGGUCAAUCACCGUCCAAUGCCGCAUUUCCUUUGUCCCACACACCCGGUUACUUUGACGGCCUUGCAGCACUCAAGGAGCGGAGCACCGUGGGCAGUGCGAGCGCUACAGGAAGUAUCGGUGGUCACACGACCUGGGCGAGUGGAAGUGAGGCGUUUGAUGCCGAUAAGAUGAGCGAAGGCCCGGACGAUAGCGUUUCCAGUGUAGGCAAUAUCAGUGAUGAAGGCAAUGCCAGUCUCGUGGGCUUUGGUGAGGGUGCCAACAGCACUAUCAGCGGCCCGACCUCACGCCCAGCUGGUAUGAAUCGCUUGUCCUCUGGUGGCGCCAGCGCCCGCCCGACUUCUAUGGGAAGCUCGAACGUCAACCGCCCGAACCCGAUAGCUUCUUAUGUCCAGCAACAGCAGCAACAACACCAGCAGCAGCAGCAGCAGCAGUACUCUGCCGGGGAUAGCCCUAUGGUGUCAUCUUCUCCCGCUGGCUCGAACACCCCAGAGCCGCUCUCGGAAGAUGCGCGUAUGAUUGACGGCAUGACCUUUGACCAGGAUGUGGUCGAUACCACUGCUCGUACGCCUCGGAUUGUUACGCCGUCCAACCAGGGCGCCAGCGGCUUUGGGACCCCGACCCGUGAAUAGACUUCUUGGGAGUCAAUGGAUUAGCUUGAAAGAGAUUUAGGAUGGAGUUCUUCUUAUGGAUAGUUUUCGCUUUUUUUUUCAUGUUU